This is a messenger RNA of Bemisia tabaci, 3353 nucleotides long. It is a transcript of the gene EMC7, whose product is annotated as ER membrane protein complex subunit 7. Gene Ontology annotation, molecular function: carbohydrate binding. Lineage: Eukaryota; Metazoa; Arthropoda; Insecta; Hemiptera; Aleyrodidae. Gene Ontology annotation, cellular component: EMC complex. The record is from RefSeq and is a predicted model, not a curated record.
GUACCUGUACUGAUUACUCUACUGUAUUGAUAACGACUGUGAUUAGGAAUCUGAAUAAUCACAAUUUUUUCCAGGAGCAAUGUUCAUUUAUCGUAAGGGUCUUUUCAAUUUAAGCCGAGUGAAAAUGGCAGUGCAUCUGUUCUACAAUUUAAUCGCCAUUCUUUUAGUGAUAACUCCUGCUUAUUCAGAAUUCGUAGAUGCAGAAAGUCUCGACACAUAUGACAUCGAAGGCAAAGUAUUUCCCCCAAUUGGAUAUUCCAUGGAUAUUAGUAAUUGGCAAGCAGAUACCAAAGUUAUGGUCAAAGAAGGCAGUUACAUGGGAUUCUUAAAGGAAGAUGGCUCUUUUGUUGUCAGCAACUUACCAUCAGGGUCAUAUGUGCUGGAGGUCAUAAAUCCAAAUUUUGUGUAUGAACCUGUUCGUGUUGAGAUAAAUUCAAAAGGCAAAAUCCGGGCUCGGAAAGUAAAUUAUGUACAAACAUCCUUGGUUAAUCAGCUACCUUAUCCUUUGAAAUUGAAGCCUUUAGGUCAGCACCGAUAUUUCAAAAUCAGAGAACAGUGGCGGCUUACAGACUUCCUUUUUAAUCCAAUGGUCUUGAUGAUGGUAUCACCUUUACUUCUUAUCAUGAUCCUCCCGCGAAUGCUCAACGAUCCAGAAACUGCCAAAGAAAUGGAGCAGUUCAACAAUCUCACUAACUACGAUAUGCCGGAGCUGUCAGAGGCAAUCACAUCAUUUUUGCGUGGCAAGACUGAUAAGCAGAAGCCGAAAGCUAUCAAAUCUGCAAAGAAAGGAAAGCCAGAAAAUAGCAAACAGAGCUAAUAAUCAAGGGGACACUCUGAACAUUUCCAGCCAGUAAGUAAUGAGACAGUCUGACUUCUUUUGAUCAGCCCCUAUCACAACUUCGUGCAGCUCAAAUGCAUUUCUGAAAAGCUAAUCUUAUACAAGUGAAGUCAACUUUUAGAUCAACCCUUGUUCAAGGCCAUAAAAGUUACCUUUAAAUACAAAUUGACCGUAAAUUUUUAGAAGGAAGAUGAGUCAAUUUGAAGUAGCUAAAAAGUUUUGCAGCUACAGGUCACUAAACAAGACCAAGGUUACUUUCAUUCAAAAUUCUCAUUGUUUUUUUUAUCUUCAAGUUUUGACAAAUUAGUGCCUCUUUAAGAGCCCACGUCUGUCCAAAUCAAUAAAUUUUUGUAUCUUUUUUCGAGCUCUUGUCUACUGUCUCCAGAAAUUUUAAGUGCCGAAAAUUCCUGGCCACCACAGUCCUUGAUUAUGAGGACAGAAAAGGAGUGUAUUGAGUUGCCAAUAGACAUUAUAAUUAUUCAAUGUUUCAUCCUGUUAAAAGAAAAUGAGUUCAUAUCAUCGUUAAUGUGCGUCCAUUCUUUCAUCUCAAACCAUCACCUUCUAUUAAGAAAAUCUGGAGCGCCAUUUGUGUUCAAAUGCUUCGUUGCCAAACUUAUCAAUUUUGUAAAAAAAUGUAAUGAACAGAAUCACUUGAAAAUUUUACCUCAAUACUUCUUGAUUUAUCAAGACUAUUUCCUGAAUUCUAUUUCAUGAGAGUAUGAACAAAAGUUUUAAAGAAAACAUUAAAACAAUAUUGAAUUAUUAAGAUAUCUGGCCACAUAGCAUCGAAGCAUAACUAGCAUUUCUGAUACUCUGCCCGGAAAGGGGCAAAUUCAACUCUCCCUCAUGUUAUGGCAUUAUUACAUCUUGCCUGUCCUUUUCCAUUGUCUAUUGAGAAGAGCUGAGGUCGAGCACUUCAAAUUUAUUUUUUUCUCUCGCUAGGUCAGCUCCUCUGAAUAAAUGUAUAAUGCGUUUUACAUGACUCUGUGUUAAGCGUGAUCAUUCAUUAUGUGGCACUAUUUAUUCUCAAUCAGCUAAUUUCAACGAAAAGCUGUAAAUAUUUAAUUUGAUCAUGAUAUUUAGUGGGUACACAUAAUCACAUUUUUUUUGGAAUUAAAGACGUUGAACCAAAUAAUUUGUUACCAAUAAUGGCUGAGGUAAUACUGUUAUUUUUUCACAACCAGAGCCAGGAGGUUCAUGUAGAAUGGGCACUCCGCCACGUAAAAAUCAGGCAUGGACAUAAUGGGAAUAAUUCUCUGGUGAGCCUGGCCUGGGGCCUGCGAUUUUGCAUCAGAAUCAGACUCUGCAAUUCUCUGUGUGCGUAGAACAUCCCUUUAAUUACUGUGUCUAGUCUGUAAGUACAGAUUUUAAUAAAGGCAUGCUCAGAAGUGAUUGGUUCUAACUUGUAUGUUGUACGCAAAAAUGAACAGUUUCAAGUUUAGCUGAUUGAUAGGUGUUUUUCAUUUUUUGCCAGUGGGACCUUGAAAUUUUCCAAAAAUAGUCUGGAAAUGUCCCCUGAUUAUCUUCUGUAGUGUAGGGUAUGACUUUUGUCCAUUUUCCCCCAACCAUCAGUGGUGGUGUAGCAGCUUAGUGCAGCUGAUAAAAGUAAUAAAAAAGUAUAUCAGCUCAAUUAUCUAUUGCAGUAGUCUCGAUUGAUCAUGCCUUGUGGUGCUUUAAUUAUCUGGUUGUCCACCACGAAUCGAGUCAACUGAAAAGAGUAUUACUAUGUCUAUUGUGUAUUAUGUCUGGUAUGUGUCAUUUUCAAACAUAAUGCCAGACAUAAUUUUUGGUUGUUAGUGCAAGGAUUGUGAAGUUCUUUAAGUGAACGAAACUUCGAAAAGCUUGAUUUUUUUCAUCUUUAUCAAUCUUGGGUCAUAAUGUCCCUUAAUUUUGACCCUUCAACUUCAGUCUAUAAUGACCUUCAGAAAAAUAACCUGAAGAAAAUCAAAUACUGGUAUUCAAUCAGAAUACUGAGUCUUGUCAUUAAGACUCUCAAAUAGUCAUUUUAUUCAUCAACAGUGCAAAAAAUACCUAAUUUGUAGUUUGUGGCAAACUUGAGGUAAAUCUUUGCUUGCAAGGCAGUUUUCGAAAGUGAUGACUUUUCUUUUUUGCUCCAUAAUAUUUGAUAGUGGGAUGGAUUGCGCAUUUUGCCUUGAAAUCAGGCAUUUCAUUUAACCAUUAAAGCAGACACUGUUCCAUGAGGCUAGUCAGAAAUUUGGAUUUUGCUAACCAAAUGGAAAACAAAAAACAAGCUGUUUUCUAUUUGGUUAUCAUAAAAAGUAUUAUGCAUGAAUAGGUAUCUACUGUAAAUAUUUUUAAAUUCUAGGAAUCAAUUAUUAUUUUUUGUUCCUGCAUAAGCUAAUUUUGUUAUUCAUAAGUAAGUCCAAUUGGUUGAUAAUGUUGAAAUGCUGUGUUUUUUAUUUAGGAUUUCAUCUUGUUUACUUUUUAUAGCUUGUAAGUUUCUCAAAUCUGCAAGGUAUCAAAAGAAAUAAUAAAGUGUGUUUUUUUUUUUAAA